ACCAUUAACCAUCACGAGGCGUAAAACCACAUAGAGGCAUGCUGCAAUCAACAAUGUGUAUACAGAUGUCAAUGUCAUUUGCAUCAACUCAUGUAUAAAAGCUGGACAUUAGCUUAUAAUAUUAAAUAUUUUUUACAGCAGCUGUUGCCUCUGCACAUUGUCUUGCAUAGAGAAAAAGAAGGAUGAAGGUUACGGUUUGUUUAGUCGCCUGUUUGUUGUUAGUGUUCAUUGAAGUGACCAUUGCAAAUAACGAAAUGGUGGAGGAAAAUGAAAUGACCCACAACCUUGUGAAACGAGCUGCACCAUGCGGGAGCAAUGGAGAUAACUGCCAGUAUACAAAAUGUUGUAGCAACUUUAACUGUGUAAAAGGGAGAUGCAGGCCUCAAAGUUGUAAAAGAUCAUGCAAAAACAAUCGUCAAUGCUGUACUAAUUGGGGCUGUAUUUACGGAUCCUGCAAGCAAUGUCGAGGAAGGACAUGUAAAGGAAACAAUGACUGUUGUAAUGGUUAUAAAUGCGCUUACAAGAGAUGCCAAAAAAAAUAAUUGCGUGCCAAGUACACCAUUCAGCAAGCGUUAUGCGACAACACCAAAUACUUCCGCUUUUAAUAUCAUGCAUGGAGAACGUUUAAAAAUAAAUA
Mytilus trossulus (common blue mussel) is the source of this 637-nucleotide messenger RNA. RefSeq names its product keratin-associated protein 4-4-like. The record is from RefSeq and is a predicted model, not a curated record. The transcript has 4 exons. Lineage: Eukaryota; Metazoa; Mollusca; Bivalvia; Mytilida; Mytilidae. Bases 183 to 542 code for a protein of 119 amino acids.